AUGAUUACAUUCAUUAUCAUUUCAGUUUUUCUACUGCAGUCAUGUUAUUGUGGUUCAUCUGGAUCGUCACAAGAAUGUAAAAAGGAGCAGACUUUCAUUGGGAAAUUUUGGUCAUUAGUUGAAUCGCUGAUUAGCUUGAUUUGCUUUGUGAAUGGAAUCUGGAAUACGAUAAAUGAGUGGCGUAUUGUAUUUUAUAACACUACUACUGCAGUUCAAAGUUCGAAAUCUUCUUAA
Molecule: messenger RNA, 234 nt
Organism: Schistosoma rodhaini
Lineage: Eukaryota; Metazoa; Platyhelminthes; Trematoda; Strigeidida; Schistosomatidae
Source: the annotation of a GenBank genome assembly